This is a messenger RNA of Corylus avellana, 1384 nucleotides long. RefSeq names its product cinnamoyl-CoA reductase CAD2-like. Gene Ontology annotation, molecular function: oxidoreductase activity, acting on the CH-OH group of donors, NAD or NADP as acceptor. NCBI's taxonomy places the organism in Eukaryota, Viridiplantae, Streptophyta, Magnoliopsida, Fagales, Betulaceae. The record is from RefSeq and is a predicted model, not a curated record.
AGCACUACUGCCACUGCAACAUUUCCAUCUUGCCACGUAGCUAAAAUCCGAACCCAGCCCAGAGUUCCACACUUCAGUGAUCGGAGAGAGUAACUGUGGGAUGGCGAAGGAGGGUGAGGUGGUGUGCGUCACCGGAGGCAGCGGCUGCAUUGGAUCCUGGCUCGUCCGUCUCCUUCUCGACCGUGGCUACACCGUCCACGCCACCGUCCAAGAUCUCAAGGACGAGAGUGAAACGAAGCAUCUAGAAGCCCUAGAAGGCGCUGAGACUCGCCUCCGUCUCUUCCAGAUCGAUCUCCUUGACUACGGCUCCAUCGUCUCCGCCGUCAAUGGAUGCGCUGGAGUCUUCCACGUCGCCUCUCCCAACAUCGUCCAUCAAGUCCCGGAUCCCCAGAAGCAACUUCUGGACCCGGCGAUCAAGGGAACUAUAAAUGUUCUGACGGCGGCGAAGGAAACUGGGGUGAGCCGUGUAGUGGUGACAUCAUCGUUGAUGGCCAUUACUACGAGCUCUAAUUUGCCAGACGACAUUGUCGAGGCUGAGGAUUGCUGGACCGACAUCGAGGACUGCAAGAAGAAGGGAUUAUGGUAUCCUGUUUCUAAAACACUAGCUGAGAAAGCGGCUUGGGAUUUUUCUAAAGAGAAGGGCUUGGAUGUGGUGGUGGUGAACCCUGGGAUGGUGUUGGGUCCUGUUAUUCCUCCCAGACUCAACGCAAGCAUGUUAUUGUUCUGUAACCUUUUCCAGGAAUGCACUGAAGUACCUGAUGACCUUUUUAUGGGAUAUGUGCAUUUUAAAGAUGUAGCCCUAGCACAUAUCCUGGUGUAUGAGAACAAAUCAGCAACUGGAAGGCACUUAUGUGUUGAAUCUAUAUCGAAUUAUAGUGAGUUUGUAGCAAAGAUUGCUGAACUUUACCCCGCAUAUAAGGUGCCAAGGUUGCUUAAGAAUACCCAACCUGGGUCGUCGCCCUCAACACUUGGAUCCAAGAAGCUGAUGGACUUGGGCUUACAAUUCAUUCCCGUGGAGCAAAUUAUCAAGGACGCUGUUGAGAGUUUAAAGAGCAAGGGAUUUAUUUCUUGACUGUGGCACGCCGCUCCAGGUGUCAGUAAACACUUCGAAGGCACAUCUAGCUGCAAGUCCUUGCGAACACUUGGGGACUCAUCUAUCUCGUGUCUGGUGAAAUGGUAAAAACUUUUACUUUGUAGCAUGGAACAGCUGCUAAGUAAUGUUUAUAGUAAAGACUAGUGAGCUUUGUAAGUCAUACUUUUGACCAAACAAUAUAUAUGUAUAUUAUGUUGUAAAUAGGCUAAAUGAUAAUGUAACCCUCUCUUUCAUUGUGAAGUAGAGAAAGAUUUAUGGGUCUUGCUAUUUAAUUUGUUUGGCGUUGAUUGA